This is a messenger RNA of Chrysochloris asiatica (Cape golden mole), 429 nucleotides long. It is a transcript of the gene UFSP1, whose product is annotated as UFM1-specific peptidase 1 (non-functional). The record is from RefSeq and is a predicted model, not a curated record. The transcript has a single exon. NCBI's taxonomy places the organism in Eukaryota, Metazoa, Chordata, Mammalia, Afrosoricida, Chrysochloridae. The coding region runs from base 1 to 429 and encodes 142 amino acids.
AUGGGCGACAAGCCGCCAGGAUUCCAAGGCUCCCGGAGCUGGAUUGGCUGUGUUGAGGCCAGCCUGUGCCUCGCCUACUUCGGAGGGCCCCAGGGACGCCUAUGCCACGUGCCCCGUGGUACGGGGCUCACGGGGGAACUGGAGCGGCUGUACUCCCACUUUUCAGGGGGCGGGGGGCCUGUGAUGGUUGGAGGAGAUGCUGAUGCCCAAGCCAAGGCCUUGCUGGGAGUCUGCCUGGGGCCAGGCACGGAAGCCUUCGUCCUGGUACUGGACCCUCACUGCUGGAGUGCUCCCAAAAACCCUAAGGAACUUCAGGCUGCUGGGUGGGUAGGCUGGCAAGAGGUAACCACAGCCUUUGACCCAAACUCCUUCUACAACCUUUGCUUGACCAGCCGCAAUGCAGAACGGGAGCAGCACCCCUGUGACUGA